Kickxella alabastrina is the source of this 2750-nucleotide messenger RNA. RefSeq lists its product as uncharacterized. Lineage: Eukaryota; Fungi; Kickxellomycota; Kickxellomycetes; Kickxellales; Kickxellaceae. The record is from RefSeq and is a predicted model, not a curated record. The coding region runs from base 120 to 2636 and encodes 838 amino acids. The transcript has a single exon.
CUUUUUUCUUUUCCUUUCACGCAUACCAGGCUUUAUUUUGCUCCUUUCUUGAAUUCGCUUUGUAUUUUAUAUUAUUAUUAUUAUUACACGCACACAACCCAUAUACAAACCACACACACAUGUCUGAACAACACGCUCCAAGCGAUGCUGCCAGCCCAGCGGCCCACGCUGCUGACAGCGAAGAACGAGAGCCGCUAUUGUCUCCGGACGAGCAGCAGCAUGAACAGCAGCAUGCGUCACCUCAGGCUGAAGAAGCACCAAUGCUUUCAAGCAAUGUACCUACAAUUGCCAAGCGGCUGACACCACUGCUAGGAUUGUGUCUUGGCGGUGCAUGCCUGCUACUGGGCGUUUACAUACUGUACAUCAUCCUGCAUAUUCCAGGCAUUGUUUAUGUCAUCCGCAGCAGCGAGCCCGAACUCACUUCCGCCGCCCUGAUUGACACUGCCGACGACUCUGUCGUGUUUUCGGCCAAGGUGCGGUUUCCUCACUGGAAGCGCGGCCCGGCGUCAGUACCCUUUUUGAACAUUACUUUAUUCCAUGAUAGUGACAUAGUUGGCUGGAUGUGCGCCAAAGACCUUGAAAUCAGUGGCCCGGCGACUGACUUGGAGCUGUACCAGGUGUUCAACAUUGUGGACCAACACGCAAUGGUGCGCUUGGUCAGCGCGACUGUCGACAGUCGCCGCAUUACUGUAGACACGCGCACAGUGGUGGAUUUAAGCGGCAUUGGCAGGUUCUUGCCCAAAGUCGGCGUGCGCAGUAAGGUCGACAUGGCAGUUCCUCUGCCGUCUCUUACUGAAAACUACACUAUUCAUGCCGUUUCCGGCCCUUCUGUUGACAAGGAGAGGGGCGGUGUUACGACAGUGGCUGCCGCUCGUGUGAGCAUUCCUGUGAAGAAUGUGUCUGCAAAUAUCGAUGCUGUUAAUUUUGACGUCAGCUACCAUGACAUUAAGAUUGCGACUGCUCGGAUUGGGCCGAUUAACGUUCGGACCGGUGGCAUUGUCGAGGUUCCGGCUGCGAUCAACGUACGGGAGAUAUCUAGCCGAUCGCACGAAUCAGCAUUGGAGGACAUAGUCCGGAGCAUUGCCAGCGGCAAGGGAAUUGACUUGAAGGUUUCCGGAACCAGUGCAGCUGACUACUCGACUGCACCGAUGUGGCUUCGUCGGGCCCUCCACCGCACGUCUGUGGUAGUCAGCACUGACUUGCUUAGCAUGCCCGCCGGAGAUCUGCCCUCAUUUGACGAUAUGAUCAAGGACAUUGUGGUCGACAGGUUCUACGCAUACUGGAGCGCCGAAAAUGACUUUAACCCGUGGAUUGGCGUUUCCGGCCAGGCCACCGUGCAGCUGCCCAAUCCAUCGGGUGCAGACAUGGCUGUGGACAUAGAGUCGUUCGUGCCGCACAUACAGCUCCUCGACGACAAUAAGCAAGUGUUUGCUACAGUUGACGCUCCAACAAUCCCGUUUGUAGUGAAGCAAGUGGCACCACUGAAAUUUAUGGCAGCAUGCGACUUCGACCGCAUUGGUCUGAAUGUAGUCCAGGACCGUGAGGAGCAGUUCACGUACAUGAUGCAGCGCGCCCUGGUAGAUCGCCAUUUGGUUGUUGGUGUUAAUGGCACUCUGGAUUUUGUUCUAGCCACCUCUAUUGGCAAACUGCGCAUUGGCGCAUUACCCUUCUACACACACGUCGAUCGCAAGUUCGAUUCCGAAUGUGAUGGCAAGCGUUGUAAGUCCAGCUCAGUCGAUGCCAACACUGCGCGCACUCCCAGCGCUCUGUCAACAGGCAAGGGUGGCCCCAAGCCUGGCAGAGUACCUGAAUUCAUUGUGUCCCGUAUGCACAUUACCAACACGACCAAGGACCUCAUUGUGAUAGAGAUCGACAUUGAUAUCAAUAACCCGUUCAACUAUGGUGCCUACAUAACUGACUUGGCGAUGAAUGUGGACUACAAGGACCUGCGCGUUGCAAAGGUUGGCAUUAAGGAGUUGACUAUGGAUCAGGGCGCGCAUAAGGUCACAAUUUAUAUCGAUUUUUACAACCACCCCGAGGACCCCCGGCAGCGGAUGCUAUUUUUACAGGCGUCUAUGGGGAAGAACAUGACCAUUGGGAUCUCAGGAUUCCCGAACUGCACCAGCAUAGCUCCACUGGAGGCAUCGCUGCGCGGGUUCUCGCAAAAAAUAGAUAUUGACUUUUCCAAGCUCAAGGGCGGCAGCAGCGACAAGAUUGUCAGUGAGUUUCCAAAGGUGCUUCGCGAGAUUGUUUUUCAUCUGUUCAACAUUGCGGUUGAAGCGACAGUCGUGAAUCCCGUUUCAGGUGCUGGCAUUUGGCUGAAAUCUAUUGAGGCCGUCGGCUACUACAAGGGUGACAUCCCGCUGGGCACUUUAGACUAUGACUUUACAGUCAAUUCGUCUCGGCAGGGCUCAGUCAAAUCUAACGGGCUCUUGCUGCCCUUUAACCAGGCUAUCACCACCCCACGCCUGCCCAUUGUUACCAAUGACACGACCAUUGGCUGGGACGUGUUGCGUCGGGCCAUUGGUGGAACCCUCGAUGUCGACGUUUUCACAAAUGUCCAAGUGCUUAUCGGUAACGCCCAAUUUAACGUCACGGCCAUGGGGAAGAAUGCGCCGGUCAAAAUUCGGCUGUAGAUAAAAUUCAUAACCAUGCAGUACUUAAGUAGAUCACGUUUCGAUUCUUUAUUUUUUUGUCAACGAUUCCCGCAAAAAUAAUUUAAUUCUUGCAAACCCAAGGCAUCACUUUUU